UGUAGGGAAGCGUGUACUGUAAACACAUGUACAGAGGGCUAACUUCUUCUUGGCAACUUUACAGUUUUAUUUUUUUUUAGCUCAGUGCUUUCGCUGUGUUCAAACAUUGCCGGUGUUGAGUUUUGCCUGAGGCCAUAGAAAGUACGCUAAUAUCCUUUACGUUUACGCUGUUUGUGAAGCAGUGGACUUGUGGAGUUUGCAACGUGGACUCCCUUUACGAUAUGAGUGCAGGGAGAUAGUUAAGUUAUGGCCCAAGAGGAUAUGAGAGAUCUGCAGUCUCAGAUUGACGAGAUUGAAGCCCUGUCCUCCAUAUAUGGUGACGAAUGGUGUGUGAUUGACGAAGCGUCAAGAAUCUUUUGUAUCAAAAUAGCUGACAGCUCAGACAAUCCAAAAUGGACAGCCUGUUUACAGACGAUUCUACCUCCAGAUUACCCCAGCAGUGCCCCACCCCUUUAUCAAAUAAAUGCUGGGUGGCUGAGAGGGCCCGAAAGGAUGGAACUGUCCAACAGACUGGAGGAAAUAUAUCUGGGGAAUACCGGUGAGAGUAUCCUCUACCUUUGGGUGGAGAACAUUCGUGAAUUUCUUGUAGAGAAGAGUCAGAGCUCUGAUUCUGCUGGCUCCAAAUUAAUAUUGGAGGAGGCUGAAGUGAGUAAAAGUAUGGUGACCGAGGAGGCGGAUGAUGACAAUGAUGAAGGAGAUGUCGUUGACUACAGUGCGCUGAAGAACACAGAACAAGCUCACCUGUUUGUAGACCAUCUAAAAGAUGAGGAGUUGCCUGAAAUAAAGCAUGGUGAAGCCAUUACAGACAGACGGAGCACCUUCCAGCCUCACCUGGCCUUGGUGGUUACCCCCAAACAGGUUCGACUGGUUCUGGACAAGCUGUAUGAAAAUAAAAAGAUAGCCAGCGCCACUCACAACAUCUAUGCAUACCGGAUACACUGUGAGGAUAAGAACACCUUCCUGCAAGACUGUGAGGAUGAUGGGGAGACGGCCGCAGGAGGAAGACUACUUCAUCUUCUACAAAUUCUGGAUGUGCGUAACGUGCUGGUCGUGGUGACGCGCUGGUAUGGGGGCAUUUUGCUGGGCCCUGACCGCUUUAAACACAUCAACAACCGUGCCAGAAGCAUCCUGGUCCAGGAGGGCUACACCGACACUCCGGAAGAAGCAGCCAAGGGCGGAGGGAAGAGCAAAAAGCCCCGAGGCAAGAAAACAAAGUGAUGACAGAGACAGGAAACCGAAGGUUUGUCUGUCCUGAACGCACGAAAACAAGCUGUAUAGACAGCUGGAUGGGAAGACAGACCGCUGGGACAUGGAGACUGCUGUAAGGGGAAGGGGUGUGUGAAGAGGGUGGGGGUGGAAGGUACUGGGUACCGUAUUGAAGAGCAGUGUCGACAAGAGUAAUGAUGCCUUGAUUGACAGGCAUCCCCGAUGCUCUUAAUGGGAGAAUGCUGCCUGACGGAUAUAGGACCUGUGCUGAUUGGUGAUUGGCUGGCGGCCCUAAUCCGUGCGGUCUCCAAAAGAUCAGCCAGUGUUUUGUGCUGUGGACGCUACAGGUGUUGGUUGUCAUAUCUAGGUAUUGAAUGAAGUAAUUGGUGCUGAGCACAACGCAGAGAUGUGUUGGAAAAAAUGAUUAUUUACAUUGUAAUUGAUGGUUAAUUGUACUUUGUCAAGAGAAUUGAACUACAAUUUGAAAGUCCCUGUAGUUACAGGUGUACAGUAUAUAAACAUUAUAUGGAGUAUAUAAUGUUUUCUCUGUAAUUUGGGUGGUUGAGUGAUGAAAUAACGCAGGUGCUUGUGAAAUAAUGAGACUGACAAUGGGGGGAUACAAAGAAAUAAUCGUUGUCUUGAUUAUUUGUGAUGGAAGUAUUGCCCCAAAGGCUAUUGUGCACAUAGUAGACAUGAUGCAAUGGUACUUUGCUGCUUGCAUAUCACAUCUAACACUUGUACGCUGUCACUUACUGACAGAUGGUGUGUAGAGGGCAUAGUGGUGUAUGUCGGCUCAUAAUGGCUGCCUUAUCAACACUCAAAGCAGAACCUGCCAUGUCAUUGAAAAUGAUUGCUCUUAUUUGAACUCUGUAAUUAGUCACAGACAGACUAUUUUCCGAGCUCACAUUAAAGAUCUUUUGUCACGUUA
Molecule: messenger RNA, 2134 nt
Organism: Engraulis encrasicolus (European anchovy)
Lineage: Eukaryota; Metazoa; Chordata; Actinopteri; Clupeiformes; Engraulidae
Gene: impact
Product: impact RWD domain protein
Exons: 12
Coding region: 247-1218 (323 amino acids)
Biological process (GO): regulation of translational initiation; GCN2-mediated signaling
Cellular component (GO): cytoplasm
Molecular function (GO): protein binding
Source: RefSeq, a predicted model, not a curated record